Metarhizium album ARSEF 1941 is the source of this 1485-nucleotide messenger RNA. Its product is annotated as Chloramphenicol acetyltransferase-like domain protein. NCBI's taxonomy places the organism in Eukaryota, Fungi, Ascomycota, Sordariomycetes, Hypocreales, Clavicipitaceae. Bases 1 to 1485 code for a protein of 494 amino acids. The record is from RefSeq and is a predicted model, not a curated record. The transcript has a single exon.
AUGGCAGACGACCAGAUCUACCCUACCCAUUUCAUGGACAAUAGCCGAGGCCUCAAGAAUCUCGUACUGGCCUGGACCCUCCGUUUCAAUGACGUUCUUGACGGCGAUAAGCUGCACGAUGCUCUUUGGCGCCUUUUCGAGAUUGGUGACUGGAGGAAGCUCGGGGGGAGGUUGCGAGUUGGAAAAGGACGCAAGCUGGAGAUGCACGUUCCCCAAACGUUUACGAAGAACCGCCCGCCAGUGGCUUACACGAAGGAGGCCUUUGACGUGCUCAUAGCCGAAGACAGUCUGGCCAAGCAUCUGCCGUCGCCAACGGAGCGGCCAUCGUUGCAACGACCGGCCUCGGAUUUCCGCUCCCUUUCAGUCCGUCCCGAUGCACCCUCGACGAUCAAGGAACUGGUCAGCCGGGAUAUCCCGCAGGUGUCUCUGCACGUCGUGACGUUCAAAGAUGCGACCCUAGUCUCAAUAGCUUGGCCACAUGUGCUGAUGGAUGGGAUGAGCUUACAGGGGCUCUUGAGGGCCUGGUCUUUGGUUCUUGCCGGCAAGGACGAUCAAGUUCCGGCUUUGCUUGGGGCCAAGGACGAUGUCCUGUAUGCCGCUGCGCAAGACGCUGCGCCUGGCGACGAAUGGGUGCUCAGACACACAAUACUCACCGGGCUCAGAUUCCUUCUAUUUGUCGUCCAGUUCUUGUGGAGCGUCCUUACUGAACGAACCGUAGAAUGCCGAGCUAUAUGCCUCCCAAAGUCAGCCAUGGCCACCCUUCGUCGACAGGCACUGGACGAGGCCGCCGUGGCGAAGCCAGGCCAGGGAAGCGACCCAUGGAUCAGCGAAGGCGAUGUCAUCAUGGCAUGGGGCAUCAGAAUGACUGCUCUGGCCCAACCAUCCCCACGGCCUGUCAACGGGAUGGGUGCCUUGGACAUGCGGUCUCGUAUCCCCGAGUUUACGAACUCGAAGGGGGUAUACAUCCAAAACCUCGUGAUUGGAUCAAGCGUUCAGCUAUCCAAAGAUGAUGCGAGACAACCUCUCGGGGUCAUCGCAUCGAGAUGCAGAGAGGCUCUCGCAACGCAAGCCACGGCACCACAGCUUCGAAGCUUCCUGUUUGCACUUCGCACGGUCUGGGACGCCGGCAAGGAUCCUAUUCUUCUUCCCGGGGCGUGGAACGGAGAGCUAUUCACCAUUUCGAACUGGACAAAGGGCAAUUUUGUGAAUCUGCUGGACUUUUCACCGGCCGUGAUUAAGACGGGACAAGCUGACGAUGCCAGAACCAAUCCCUCUGGCACCAUGAUCUAUCACCAGUUCUUCGUCCUGGGGCAUGAUGCGACUUUGAGGAACGUGAUUGCGGUGCUGGGAAAAGAUCGGUUAGAUAACUAUUGGAUGAUGGGAUACUUUCCCACGAGGACGUGGGCUGUCAUCGAGAAGGAGAUGGAGAAAAUGGGUGAGACUGGCGGCGCAAUGAGCACAGACGGUCACAUGUGCCAUGGGUAA